Hemicordylus capensis (graceful crag lizard) is the source of this 4455-nucleotide messenger RNA. RefSeq names its product 3-hydroxy-3-methylglutaryl-CoA synthase 1 (gene HMGCS1). The coding region runs from base 927 to 2495 and encodes 522 amino acids. The record is from RefSeq and is a predicted model, not a curated record. Gene Ontology annotation, cellular component: cytosol. Gene Ontology annotation, molecular function: hydroxymethylglutaryl-CoA synthase activity. Lineage: Eukaryota; Metazoa; Chordata; Lepidosauria; Squamata; Cordylidae. Gene Ontology annotation, biological process: acetyl-CoA metabolic process. The transcript is spliced from 10 exons.
CCCCCCGCGCCGGUUCACUUGGGGCUUAUGCUUGCUUCCAUAGAAGUUUGCUUAGGAAUGAGGCUUCACCCUUCCCCUGCUUUCUAUCUGUCAUGCGAAGUUGGUUGCCAGCUAUCUCUGAUAGGGUGACUUCUGAACAGAUGUCUGGGCUGGCAGACAGACAGACAUUCAGCUAGUAAAGGUUUCAGCCUUUGGGGCAGGAAGACUUCUCGAAUGCAGUGGCUAAAAAGGAGGCACCUGAGGUUUUUUAGACGCCUGGCUGGUGACUGUAUUUGUAUCUUGUGAAUGACUGCUGCACUCCGAGUGCUUCCUGCCAGAAUUGUGGGGCACUGAAAGAUAACCACCAGCAUUUGGGGCACCAGCUUUGUUGUUUGAGAAGGCCUCUGGUGUUCAGGAGUGGGUUUGGGAGGUGGGUUUGGGAGAAUACAUUUCAAAUAUUGACCCAGUUAGUGGCAGCUGCACAAUCUGUUGUUUGUGUGGCUUUUGCAUUUGUUACAAUGUUGUUUUUUUAAGGUGGCAAAUGCAGUGAGUCCUAAGUAGAAUAUGGGUUGUUUUGGGUCCUUAUUUACUCAGUAAAUAAUUUCAUAAGUGUAAACAGGGUAAAGGCAAAUCACUUGGCUGGCAAGCCUCAUUCUUUUUUGUGGUUUGGGGCAAAUAAUAUGAAAGGAAUGGAGAGGGGAUGAGGGCCUUGAAGAAUGAAGAGAAAAACCUGGUGAGACUUCUAAGUCGGUUGACACUCUGCUUCCUGGUCCAAUGGAAACUCUGAGUGAGGGAUUGGGAGGAGUGUACUCCUCCCUAGGAAGGCUUGCCUUAUGCUUUAAGAACCGUCUGCACAUGCCCCUAUAUUGUCAGAGACUGGAAAUGUUCAGUGGAGAGCUGUAGCAAAGGACAGUGCUUUGUUUGCUAUAGGUCACAGUUAUACCACCAUGCCUGGAUCUCUUCCUGUGAAUGCUGAAGCCUGCUGGCCAAAAGAUGUGGGGAUAGUUGCUUUGGAGAUCUAUUUUCCUUCCCAGUAUGUUGACCAGGAAGAGUUGGAGAAGUUUGAUGGUGUGGGUGCAGGGAAAUACACCAUUGGCUUGGGCCAGUCCAAGAUGGGCUUCUGCUCAGACAGGGAGGAUAUCAAUUCCCUCUGCCUCACCGUGGUGCAGAAGCUUAUGGAGAGGAACAGUCUCUCCUACGAUUGCAUUGGGAGACUUGAAGUUGGAACAGAGACUAUCAUUGACAAAUCCAAAUCUGUAAAGACUGUUCUGAUGCAGCUGUUUGAAGAAUCUGGCAACACAGACGUAGAAGGCAUUGACACCACCAAUGCAUGCUAUGGAGGCACAGCUGCCCUCUUCAAUGCUGUUAACUGGGUGGAAUCCAGUUCCUGGGAUGGACGUUAUGCACUUGUGGUUGCUGGAGACAUUGCUGUGUAUGCUACCGGAAAUGCCAGGCCAACUGGAGGAGCUGGUGCUGUUGCCAUGCUUGUGGGUCCAAAUGCCCCUCUGAUUUUUGAGAGAGGAUUGCGUGGGACCCACAUGCAGCAUGCCUAUGACUUCUAUAAACCUGAUAUGGUGUCUGAAUAUCCUGUGGUAGAUGGGAAACUGUCCAUACAAUGCUACCUUGGCGCAUUAGAUCGCUGCUACACUGUCUAUCGUAAGAAAAUCUGUGCUCAGUGGCAGAAAGAGGGAACUGACAAAGAUUUCACUCUGAGUGACUUUGGCUUCAUGAUCUUCCACUCUCCGUACUGCAAGCUUGUACAGAAAUCUGUAGCUCGUCUGUUGCUGAAUGACUUUCUUAAUGACCAGACCCCUAUAAAAGAAAAUGGUAUCUAUAGUGGCCUGGAAGCUUUCAGGGAUGUAAAACUGGAAGACACUUAUUUUGACCGAGAUGUAGAAAAAGCUUUUAUGAAAGCCAGUGCUGAGCUUUUCAACCAAAAAACCCAAGCUUCUUUGCUUGUAUCCAAUCAGAAUGGGAAUAUGUACACACCUUCAGUCUAUGGCUGCCUUGCUUCUCUCCUAGCUCAGUACUCUCCUCAGCAACUGGCAGGGCAGAGGAUUGGGAUCUUUUCUUAUGGUUCUGGGUUUGCUGCUACCCUCUACUCUAUCAAAGUUAGCCAAGACGCAACCCCUGGCUCAUCUUUGGAUAAAAUAACUGCAAGCCUGUCUGAUCUGAAAGCAAGGCUUGAUUCAAGGAAGUGCAUCUCGCCAGAAGUGUUUGCAGAAAACAUGAUGCUUAGACAGGAGACUCAUCACUUAGCCAACUAUAUCCCACAAGGUUCAGUGGAUGAGCUCUAUGAGGGAACGUGGUACUUGGUGCGAGUGGAUGAAAAACACAGAAGAACAUAUGCCCGUCGCCCUGUGUUGGGGGAUGGACCUUUGGAAGCAGGUGUUGAAGUUGUUCAUCUGGACCAUGCUCAUGAGCAUAUUCCCAGCCCUGCCAAGAAAGUGCCAAGAAUUCCUGUGAAAACAGACUCUGAAGCAGUUGCUGUUUCCCUUUCCAAUGGGGAGCAUUGAGAUACCUCUGUGAGGUGUGAGUUGGAAAAGAUUAGGGAGGGGUGGGGAAGGACAUGGGAUUAACUGUUAUUACCCACUUUCUGCUGUACAGUACUGCUUAGUUGGAGCAUGGAAAACUGUUAACUUUGAGGCUCUGUCUUUUGAUGCGGUUUGCUGACAUGUUUCAUAACACUAAACACUCAUGAGUUUCUUGGAACCAAAAUUACCAAGGGCUCUUUCUGGGAAUGACUGUUCUUAAAUAUAUAUGUAUAUGGUUCAAGAAUAGGUACUUUAAUUUAGGCUCAGGAAAACCUCAGUUGUGUUCUCUCCUGCCCCACCUUCUCGCCUCACUCCUUUUGUUAAUAGAGACCUCUGCAAUUCUCUUUUAAAAACUAGGCUUUAUAAAGCCAUUAAGAUAAAUUGAUGUGACCUACAGCUGUUUGUGAGUCACUUUUGUCUUAAAUGUUAGGGGCCUGUGUGCCUUAACAGGGCAAGCACCCAGUCGCUUAAAUAUAAGCCUUAUCCCACCCUUCAAAGAGGGUGCGAUUCACUUGGUUUUUAAGGUGCUAUGAAUUUGAGAGAGCUUUUCCAUUAUUAGGUCAAACUGGUCCAGAGAGUUUAGAGGUCUGUGAUUAUCAAUCUAGUUUCAAACUGUGUGUGUUCAUAUCAUUUUUUAAAGACAAAAAUCUCCUUUCUCUCCCACACCACCCUCAACACAAUUUUGCAGUGCUAGUAAAGCUGAGAAGCAUAUAGUUUGGGGAGUGAACAGUUCCUUUUUCAUAGAAUUCUUCCUAGCAAAACAUUGAAAAGAUGGCUGCUCUGCAUCUUAGAAAUACGAAACUAAUUCCUCUGAACCUCUCUCGUGUUAUCUUUUAUAAAGGUUACUUGAGAGCAAGCUUUGCAUAAUCUGCUUCCAAAUAAUGCAGAGCUUCUCAAACUCUCAUCCCAAGAACAUGGAUUGAUCCUGAACCUUUUGCUCCUUUAAAGCUGUUUUGUGUGUGCGCGCGCGUAUGUGGCGUUCUUCAAUAGCUGUGGCUCUGAACUAAUGUAUGGAGCUCCAUCUUUCAUGCUACUUAUUUAAAACUCCCACGUAGGCUUCUGUAGGAAGAUUCAAAGGCUGCAGUCCUCGUGUCACUUCCUGUCGAAUAGACCUGCACAACUUGUGACUCACUAAGCUGGAUGCUGCCCACCAGUUGUGUAUGGUGGCUUGCCAGGGGCUUGAUAAACCUCCUUUGUUGGCUUCCUGCCUGGGAUUGCAAAGCAGAGGGGUUGUCAAGCAACUGGCAGGCACAGUAUAUAGCAGGCUGGUCAUAUUCAGCCCCUAAAUUGUGUAGGUGUGUGAUAGAACAGCCCCACCGGUAAUCAUAGCCAUUCUUCAGAGUAAGUGCUUCGGUCACUGCAGUGUGCAACUUCAACUUCAUUCAAAGAAGUAGUAUGUCUACAGGACCUCCUGGGGGAGACCACUGGCCCAGUUGGGUGGGCCUGAAUGAACUGGAACUAAAGGGAAAGAAAGCUCCUGGCUUGUAAAAUACAUUGCAUUUUACUAAACUUCUGCAGUUCGUCUUGUUUUUAUUUUGCUGUGAGAUGUUAUAAAAGUUGUCUAAUAAGAGUGGCAUAAUUAGUACAUAUCGUGCAAAGUUACAAAUUGCAGGGUUUGGGCAUAAUGUAGCAUCUGUUGUUUUUUUCAAAACAAAAAACAAAAACUGCUGUCACUGACUAAAGAUCCAUAAUCUACAUCUGUACAGUGUGUUGACUGAAAUGUUUGGACUUAACAUGAAUUGGUGAGAACAAAUGGUCUAGGUACUGUGGCAAAAGAGAUGUAGGGUACAAUCUUGGUAUUUUGUACACAUGUUGGAAGUGUAUCGAGUCCAUUGCAGGCAAUGGGACAGGCCAGGAACCAUGGCGCGAAAGUUAACCUUUAUAAACCUCACAAACAAUGAGGCAGAUGCCUUGUGAAAUAAACUUUAAGCUAUUUGAGCUA